This is a messenger RNA of Anastrepha ludens (Mexican fruit fly), 7609 nucleotides long. Its product is annotated as neuronal synaptobrevin. NCBI's taxonomy places the organism in Eukaryota, Metazoa, Arthropoda, Insecta, Diptera, Tephritidae. Bases 759 to 1316 code for a protein of 185 amino acids. Gene Ontology annotation, cellular component: SNARE complex; plasma membrane. The transcript is spliced from 8 exons. The record is from RefSeq and is a predicted model, not a curated record. Gene Ontology annotation, molecular function: SNAP receptor activity; syntaxin binding. Gene Ontology annotation, biological process: vesicle-mediated transport; vesicle fusion.
AGAAUUCGAAGAGUAAAAAUUAUAAGCAGAAUUGUGUGGUCAAAAAGUUUUCAGCGAAACUAGGUUUUUUCUUAGCUAGCGAGGAAAAUAUUGAAGCGAUGAUCCAAGUGUCACUAAUAUAAUGAUUGUCAAACUUCGCACGUCGUAUACAAUCAUAAAUUGGGCUGAAUAACCAGCAAUAUCCAAAAGAAAAAAAAAAUAACGUAAAAACAACGGAGGACACACAUACGAAAUUCUGCGAGUCAUCCAAUAAAAGGCAGGAACAGCCGAAAAUACGCGUAAUCUCUAUUUUUCGAAGUACGAUUGCACAAAGCUUGCUAACUUCGAAAACAACCCUAAAUCAAAACUCACCCCAACACGUACGACACACAAUCAAAAACAAAAAAAAAAAACAAACAACAAUAGAGCAAGUCACCUACCAUCAAUAUCCUCUUCUAUUGUGUUUGUGAGUGUACCGUCGUCAGUGCUAGCGAACGUCGCUCGCCGUUUUACCGUAGAUCAGCGCAAAGUAUCGUCGUCUAUCUACACCACCUUGCCGCACCCUAUCGCCCACUCACCUAGCACAACAGUCGAAAGUAGCAGCAGCAGCAGCAACAGCAACAACAGCGGCAGCGGCAGCGACAGGGACAGCGACAGCGACAGCAACUAAUAUUCAAUUUCUCUAGUGCUCAGUGCUUUUAGUCCCGUAGUCGCAGCGCAAAGUAUCAAAAGAAAGCAAGGAACAUCUUAUCGAUUUCCUUUAAAACCUCGCUACGAUAAUGGGCAAGAAAGACAAAAAGAAGGAAGAGGCGGAACCAGCACCAGCUGCCGAUGCACCACCAGCCGAGGGUGGUGCCCCUGGUGAGGGUGGUGAUGGCGAAAUUGUUGGUGGACCACGUAAUCCUCAGCAGAUUGCAGCACAAAAAAGGUUACAGCAGACACAGGCACAAGUAGAUGAGGUCGUCGACAUUAUGCGAACAAACGUGGAGAAGGUGCUUGAGAGAGAUCAAAAACUUUCGGAAUUGGAUGAUCGAGCUGAUGCCUUACAGCAGGGUGCUUCGCAAUUUGAGCAGCAAGCUGGCAAACUCAAACGAAAAUUUUGGCUGCAAAAUUUGAAGAUGAUGAUUAUUAUGGGCGUCAUUGGGUUGGUCGUAGUGGGCAUUAUUGCAAAUAAACUAGGAUUUAUAGGCGGCGAAACACAGCCACAAUAUCCACAGUAUCCACAAUAUAUGCCACCACCACCACCACAACAACAGGCACAAGCGCCAGCUGGUGGCACCUCAUCAUUGGUUGACGGCGACAGUGUUGGCAACAAAGAGCAACAUGGUGCAGUAUAAAGCUUUUCUUCAAGUCUACUAAGUUAAAGUGAAAAGGUAAACCAAAAUACGAAAAUUACAAAAAUUAUUAGAAACAACAAAAAAAAGAAGAAAAAAAUUAAAAACAUCAACGUUGAAAGUCAAAGCAUUGGAUAAACAACUUCUUAAAGGAGUAAGGAUUGCGUCAAAUAACCUCAAAAAGAAAAAACACAAUUUUUUAAAAAUGUGCGGAAAAAAGUAAAAGUAAAUGUUGUUAAAAGGGCAUUUUUUCAGCGAAUUGUCUAGGCAGAAGUGACGUAACACUGGAACCAUAUUUGUACUUAAAUAGGAUUUCAUUUAAUUUAAUAAAAUAUUUUCUCUUGUUUUUUUUUUUUUUAAUAUUAAAUAUUAAGAUGAUUAAGUUUAGUUGCCUGCAAGAGAUUUCAGCAUUAGCGGUUUAGUGCAUAUAGUUUUUCAUGAUUACAUACAUGAACAGGGUGUUUCAAGACUCCGCAAUUUAUUAUUAUUAUUUUUUUUUUUGAGGAUGGGAAAGAGGUAAAAUUUGGAGUUAAAAAUUGCGUCUCCGGUAUACUGUACGAUGCGCCUGCACCAAGUUAUUCAAUUUUGAACUUGACCAAUCACGAAGCAAUUCUAGGGUCAUGCAGGCUAGCAAAAAACAUAGGGUCUAGGGUCAACUCUGGCUAGCAACAAUCAAUGGAUAAAAUAGACUCAUUCGAGUGCAUAGUUUUGCGCGUCCGCUUGAGCCGGUGAACACAAACAAUUUAUGCUGAAUAUAAAAACUUGGCCUUGCUUUCAAUUAUUAACAGGAAAAAAUUAAAGAUCAAAUACUCUAAAUUUAUUUUAUACAUAUGUAUAGCAAAAUCAGUGACGUUUCCACAAAGAAUAUGUGCAAAAACAAGGAGACGCUAUUUCAGUCCAUUUCUCUUUUUAAAUUAUGGUACGAAAUUGCAACACACAAAAAAGGAAUUGGUUCUAAAUCGAUUCUUAUUGCUCCUUAUUGUGCUUUUAACUUUGUUUUUUUUUUUUUGAGUGGCUAAAUUUGCUGCCUGUGGCUUGUUUUAUUAGAGAAAUGCAGCUUCGCGUCUUUAUGCGUUUUUUGUGUUCGAUCACUGGCCUUGUUGUUGCAGUUCACUAGUUAACGGCGAUCUUUGUUCAAAUUUCCCAUUCCAUUUGCUCACGUUUUAGUUGAGAGCGACGACUGAUAAAGUCAGCAGUGCAACGCUGUGAUUGGUCAACUUUAAACUUGAACAACUGGGACGGUAAAGUUGAAGUUGAAACUCUUAACCUGACAGUCGGUUUUACCUUACUAGAACGACACGAACUUAUAUCUGACUAGGGACUUUAGUAUCAUUCACUUUAUGCAGUUGGAAUAACAACAAUAUGAACUUUCAACUUCAAAUUUCACCUUUUUUGUCACUCUCAAACAUGAAGUGCGCAAUUUUAGUAUAAUCUGUAUGCCAAAGAGCGUUUUUUUGUUUUUGCAUGUGUGUAAUAGUCGAGGCUUGCUCAAUUCUUCUACUCCUUAUACAAAUAUGUAUGUAUGUAUGUCUGUAAAGACUCGUGUGAGUUGACUUGAAGUUCGUUUAUGGUACUCAUUGUUCCAUGGAAUUUGAAUGAUGAUUCGGUGAGAAGAAUAUAUCCACAAUUCAGGCGUACCCGCUUGUUGCGAGCUACAUAUACAACAUUUACCGUAACAAGUGAAAAUACUCAUGAGCCGCCGCAUACAUAUAAAAGUAUACACAUAUAUGUAUAUAUAUGUAUGUCUGUAUAUGCCAACACCAAAAUAAUGACAAAUAUACUUUCAACAAUAAUUCAAUAGAAGAAGAGGUAAAGAUCCUACGAAAUUAAUUACUAUUUCAACAUAAUUAUAACAUUUAAAUAAUGAGUAAUUAAUUACUGAUAUUUCAAAAUAUUGACAUUUAAAGAAUAUUCGUUUAUGAUUGCAUUAUUAGUGUGAAAACUAAACAAAGACAAACGAACAAAAACCAAAGAGCGACAGGCAACGGGCAUACAAACCAAUAUUUAAACUAGAGAAACAAAAAUAUUUGCAUAAUUAAAGAAAGAAAAAACUGAAAUUAAUUCAUACAUAAAAGCAAACAAUAACAAAGAAAAUGUAUUAGAGAAACUAAUGUAACGAGCAAAUAAAUAAAUUUAGCGGACAAAUGUAUGAAUUUUUAUACGUUUUUCAUUUUAUGUUUCCAUGAAAAUUUCAAAUUUAUGUUAGAUUGAUUAAUAUUUUUCGUUUUAAAAUUUGCGUUGCUUAGCGAAAAUGUAUUUAAAUAGCAAAAUAAAUAUAUGUAUGUAUGUAAGCCAGUUAAUGUUAAUAAAACAUAUAUAUGAGGCACAUGUAUGGAAAUGUUGAAUUUUUAUUAGAAUAAAAUUGCGUUUUUGCUUGAAAUGGCGUGCAUAUACUAUAUACUACAUAAAUAUUAAAUUUAAUCAGUACCAAUGCCUAAUUAAUUACAUACCUAUGUACAUGCCAAAGCUACCAACAAAAUUAACAAAAAUUAACAAACAAACAACAGACCUUAAAUGUUAAUUUAUUUAUUUAAAAAUAAUAUAAUUUUUUUUCUUUUUGAAAUUUUUUUUUAUUGAAAAUAAAUAUUUUCACUAUUGAUGUAGAUAUUUUUCCGCUUAACAAAUUUGAUCAAUAAUAAAAAUGUAAUUAAAUAAAAGUUGUUAGCCAGCAUUAAUAAUAUUUACUAUUUCAACGAUUAUUUUAAGUGAGUAUAAAAUUAAAAAACAAAAAAUAAUGCAAAAACAAAACAAGUCAGCGAUUAAUAAAUUGUCAUACCAGCAUACUAUUGUACUACCUGCUGGUUGAUGUGGCAACGCCCGCAUUUAAUGCAACACCGUUAAGGGCAUUGCUAUGUCAGUUUGCAACAGUGGGACAAAUAAAAAUACUACAAUUUUUGUUUUGAAUGUAAAUUUUAUGUAAGCCCUAAUAAAAAAACUGAAUUAUGCUGUGUAUACAAUCCUUGAAUAGACGAAAAACUUGUGUAUAACAAUAAAGUCACUACAAACAUUUUGAAAUCAAGUGCCACUAAUGUGAGUAGACUUUGAAAAGUAAAUCGCACUUCUACAUACAUAAUGAAUGAUUUACAAGUUGCCAUUCGACAACAAAUUUCAAAUAAAUUGGUAAAAAUGUUGAUAAAUGUUGGUAAAUUAAGUUUUUACUAUGACCUGUUUAACAGAAAAAAACUGACAUAAAUUGGUAAAAAUUCGUACACAUUUUUGUGAAUUUGGUUUGCAUUAUGCCAUGUUAACACAAACAAAUUUUAAACAAAUUUGUCAAAAUUUUGACAAUGCUUGUUAAUUAAGUUUUUAUUAUGCCGUGUUUAAACAAAACUAAAAUUUUUACAUAAAUUCGUGGAAAUUUUGACAAAUGCUUGGAAGUUUAGUUCUUUUUAUGUCGUGGAGAGGCAAAAAAAAAGUACACAAAUUUCUGAAAAUUUUGACAAAUUUGUUACAAAAAGUUCAUCUUAUGUUGCGUUUAAACAAAAUAAAAAUUUUGAGGUAAAUUUUGACAAAUGCGUGCAAGCUUAGAUUUCAUUACGCCAUGUUCACACAAACAAAUUUUACACAAGUUUGUCUAAAUUUUGACAAUACUUAUUAAUUUAGCUUUUAUUAUGUCGCGUUUAAACAAAAUAAAAAUGUUGACAUACAUUUGUGGAAUUUUUUACAAAUUUCUUACAAAAAGUUGUUCUUAUGUCGUGUGUAAACGAAAAAAUUUAAAUAAAUAUGACGAAAUUUUGACAAAUGCUUGCAAGUUUAGUACAUUAUGUCGACCAAAACAAAGUACACAAAUUCCUGAAAAUUUUGGCAAAUUUGUACAAAAAGUUCGUCUUAUGCCGUCUUUAAACAAAAAAAAAAAUUAACAUAAAUUUGUGGAAAUUUUGAGAAAUUCGUCACAAAAAUUGUGGUGUUUAAACAAAAAAAAAAAUUUCAAUUUCUUGAAAUUUUGACAAAUGUUUGCGGGUUUAGUUUUCAUUAUGCCGUGUUUAGACGAACAAGUGUACACAAAUUGGUAAAUGUUUUUAUAAUUAUUAUUAUAUAUAAUUUUCUUAUAAAUUUCGACAAAUACUUGCAAGUUUAGUUUUCAUUCAUACACAAAUUUGUCAAAAUUUUGACAAUGCUUGUUAAUUAAGUUUAUAUUAUGCCGUGUUUAAACAAAAUAAAAUUUUCACAUAAAUUUGACGAAAUUUUGACAAAUUUCUCGUGUGUAAACGAAAAAAUUUAAAUAAAUAUGUCGAAAUUUUGACAAAUGCUUGAAUGUUUAAUUUGCAUUAUGUCGUGGUGAGACAAAAAAAAAUAUACACAAACUUGUGGAAAUUUUGGCAAAUUUGUCACAAAAAUUUGUUCUUAUCUAAACAAAAACACAUUGGCAUAAAUUUGUGGAAAUUUUGAGAAAUUCGCCACAAAAAGUUCUGCGUGUUUAAACAAAAAAAAUGUAUUAAAAUAUAGGAAAACUUUGACAAAUGCUUGCGUGUGUAGUUAUCAUUAUGCCGUUUUUAGACCAAAACAAGUUACACAAAUUGUUAAAAAAUUGUAUAAAUUUUUGUUAAUUUCGUUUUCAUUACACCGUGUUUAAACAAAAAAUAUUUAAAAAGUGUUUUAAAAAAUUAAAAAACAACUAAAAAAUUUUCUAAAAUUUUUACAAAUGCUUCCAAUGCUUAGUUUUAUUUUAUACAAUUUUUUUUUAUUGAAAUACGACUAUAAAAAAUGUUACAUAAAUUUGUCAAAAAUUGACAUGCUUGUAAAUUUAGUUUUCAUUAUGUCGUAUUGCGAAAAAAAAAUUUUACACAAAUUUGUCCCAAAAAUUUCUUUUUAUAUCGAGUUUAAAAAAAAUGUUAAAAACUUGUAUAAAUUUUUAAUAAUUUAGUUAGUUUUUAUGUAUCAAUUUUUUUUUAUUUAAACACUACUAUAAAAUAUGUUACAUACAUUUUUCGAAAUUUCGACAAAACGAAAAUCUGCAAAAUGCAAAAUUAGUCAUUUUCACUACAGUGGCAAAUUCUGACAUAAGAAAUUGCACAAUUAUAACCAGGCGUGAAAAAGUUUCACAUGAAUGGCUUCGAAUUUUCCACAAAUGUCAGCAAUUCUACCCACUUCUCAUUUGCUCGUGGCACUUUGAAGGCUCAAAUCUGUUUUUUGUUUUGUUCUUUACUGCGCCUAUAAAACUGCAUACUACCAUAUACUCAAGUAAAUAAAUGUAUACUAUGCGAUAAUUAAUGAAUAUUUGUUUACUAUAUGUAUACAUACAAUACAUAUACAUAUAUUUGAUUGAAAGUUCGACCUAUAGGGAAAUUCAAUAUUUGUGGGAAUUAUUUAAUACAAAAUGUUAAACAUAUUUGCAAAUCCUUCGUGGUGCUCUAUAUGAUUUGAAAAAUAUCGAAAUAAGAAGGCAUACGAAGUAUAUGAAACAAAAACAAAAACCAAAACCAAAAAAGAAAACAGUUACAAACAGAGUGACUGCUAGUUACUCAUCAGUUAUAAGUGGGUGGGUCAAUUAUUGAUUUUUUGCGUUCUAAAGUAAUGAAUUCAAAUGCGUGCCAACGCAUCCAUUAUUAAACUGUGGGUAAUAUGGAUUUGCAAUUUGAAUAUUUCUUUCAGAAAUAUCCCUAAUAUCCAGAAAUCCAUGUACAUCAUAUAUUUGCUUAUGUUCCCAACGGAGCUUUGCGAGUGAUCGCAGUAAGUGUUGUCAUGGCUGGCCUAGUGUUAGUGCGCUGUGCAAUUGCUCACUAUUUUUUCGUGUGUGUGUGUAUAUGCACAUUUUCAGGUAGAACUCUCGUAAAUGUUAGAAGCAUUACAUAAAUGUGGCACUAAAAUAUUUAAAUAAUUUAAAUAUAUAUAAGUGUUAGUAGUUUCAACUACAUAAUUAUAUAUUCAAGUAAUAGCAGUCAAUCUAAUGAUAACCUCAAACUGAUUCUAAAUGACACUUUUUCGUAACUAACUUCAUUCCGAAAAGUAUUUCCACUGCUUCUCUAACGAAAAAUGUAUUUUCUUAUGAUCUGACGCCGUGAUUUUCAUGACUAACAAAGUAGUACAAUUCCCACGUGAAGCUCUUACUUUUCAUAACUAAGUCCAGUUGAAUCCUAAUGAAUUGAAAUUGAAGAACAAAGAAUUAAAACAACAACUGCGUAGCAAAAGACAAACAUAAGAAAACAAAAAAAGAAAAUCCAAAUUAACAAAAAAAAAAAACAAAACAAAAAUGUUGUAAAGAAAAUACUUAGUAGCAGCAGUAAAGAACAAACUAAAAUAAUAAUAACAAAUCGACCAAAUUCCAAACCAAAACAAAAAAAAAAAAAAACCAAAAA